AUGUUACAGAAGGUGUUGGAGUUGCUGGGGAGAGUAACCGGCGAGGUAGGCGAGUUAAAAGGGAAGAUAUUCGAACAAAACGACAGGAUUCUGGGCCAGGUAGAGCGGAUUGGCCAACAGGAAGACUUGAUUCGGGAGCUCCAGGCACAAGUGAGAGAACUAAAGGAAGAUUAUAGCCGCGAGACCAAGGAAUCGCGAAAUGAACUCCAUAACACCAGAGAAGAACUAAAGCAAGUUCGAGAGCAGUUAGAGAUUAUGAAAACUGCUGCGACCUCGGCGCAAAGCAGCCCGCAAGCAACUUACGCAGAGAUCGCGCGAACACCGCCACUGAGUCAACCAACAAAUAUGCGGUCUCUGUCAUCAAUGCAAACAACACCCUCAUCAUUCACGGACACUCUGCACUGCACAAUCGACGUUUCUAGAGUUACGGAACACGACAAGCAUAAGGCCCAAGUUGGUACGAUUAGGCAGACGAUUGAGGACGAAGACCGCAUCAAGGUCAUCUGUCGAAAUGAAGCAGAGCUGCAACUGGUUAAGGAGGUUGCAGAGAAAACCGUCGUGCCAGGAGCUCGUGUCAUGCGAGAUCAACUCUAUCCGGUUAAAGUCGAUAACGCCAACCGAACAGCAGUCGUGGACGAAGAGGGUAACAUCCUACCGGGCGCUGCUGAAGCUCUUGGUGCCGAGAACAACGUGAACAUAGCGAAGAUAUCAUGGCUAAGCAAGAGAGAAGCUGGUAAAGCGUAUGGGUCAAUGGUAGUGUACGUGACCAAAGGUGGCGAUGCGAGGAAGCUGCUUGACAACCACUACUUCGACCUAGCCGGGGAGUCGGCCAAGACCAACGUCUUUGAACUAAGGACAGGACCAGCGCAAUGCUACAAGUGCCAGGAGAUUGGCCACAAGAGGUUCACAUGCAAGAAACCUGAGGUCUGUGGAAGGUGCGCGCGACCCGGCCAUCACCAUAAAGAGUGCCAUGCUGUGGAACCAAAGGCCUUUCGUAUGCUACAGCUCAAUGUGAGAAAGCAAGAACCCGUACAGCUUAGCUUGAUGAACGACCCAGACCUAAAGGAGUACGCAGUGCUUGCGGUAUCAGAACCGUACGCAAGGACAAUAGACGGUAAAGUUUUUACAGCCCCAUUGGGGUAUAGCAACUGGACAAGGAUAAUACCUACACACACGGAGGAUACGAAGUGGCCAAUUCGGAGCAUGCUUUGGGUGCGAAGAGAUAUCGAGGUGGAUCAGAUACCCGUACCGUCGGCCGAUCUUACAGCGGCGGUGCUGCGACUGGAGGGGCGAGAAAUCUUGGUGGUAUCGGUCUUGAUUCAGCAAUUUCGAAACGGGAAAGGUGGACGUACGGAUGCGGUGUUAGCGGGAGACUUCAAUCGUCAUGAUCUUCUGUGGGGAGGAGAUGACGUUUCAGCUAAAAGACAGGGUGAGGCGGAGCCUAUUAUUGAUCUGAUGAACGAGCAUGGCCUCUGUAGUCUACUGCCAAGAGGAACAAAGACGUGGCAGGGCCGUGAUGCAGAAACCACUAUCGAUCUAGUUCUUGCGACGUCAGAGCUGGCAGAGGAGAUGGUGGAGUGUGGCAUCCACCCAACCGAGCAUGGAUCCGACCACAGAGCAAUUCGGACUGCGUUCGACAUAGCGAUGCCCGAGAGGACAGUGACGCACAGACUCUUAUUGAAGAAUGCGCCGUGGACAAUGAUAUCAGCCAGGGUGGAGGACAAUCUUAGACCACUACCCUGGACGGUCGACGUGCAGACGCAGACCGACCAGCUAAUGGAAGUUGUGAUGGAGGCAAUCCACGAAUUGACACCCCGAGUACAACCACCAGGUUACUCGAAACGCUGGUGGACAAAGGAUUUAACACGCCUUCGACAGACUUACACGUUCUGGCGAAACCAAGCAAGAACCCAACGGCGAGCGGGUAGGGCGAACCCCGACCUGGAAGUUCGAGCCAAAGAGUCAUCCAAAGAAUACCACGAUGGAAUUCGGAUGCAGAAGAAGGCUCACUGGGAGGGAUUCCUAGCAGAAGAUGCCAACAUCUGGAAGGCGGCCAGGCACCUCCAACCAGGCAAGGACACCGUGGAGGACAAGGUGCCACCGUUGACGAAGGAAGAUGGAUCGAUGGCUAAAGAAAAUACGGAACAGGCGCAGGAGCUGCUUGAAACCUUUUUCCCGCCACUGCCAGCACGGAUUGAUGCAGAAGAUCGACGACCGCAGCGCGACGCCCUGUCAAUGCCGGACCUCACGCUGGAAGAAUCGAAGAGAAGAUAA
This is a messenger RNA of Pochonia chlamydosporia 170, 2274 nucleotides long. Its product is annotated as reverse transcriptase. The coding region runs from base 1 to 2274 and encodes 757 amino acids. The transcript has 4 exons. Gene Ontology annotation, molecular function: catalytic activity; zinc ion binding; nucleic acid binding. NCBI's taxonomy places the organism in Eukaryota, Fungi, Ascomycota, Sordariomycetes, Hypocreales, Clavicipitaceae. The record is from RefSeq and is a predicted model, not a curated record.